Messenger RNA from Hylaeus volcanicus, 7656 nucleotides. RefSeq lists its product as uncharacterized. The record is from RefSeq and is a predicted model, not a curated record. NCBI's taxonomy places the organism in Eukaryota, Metazoa, Arthropoda, Insecta, Hymenoptera, Colletidae. Gene Ontology annotation, cellular component: cytoplasm; vesicle; actin cytoskeleton. Gene Ontology annotation, biological process: actin filament organization; vesicle transport along actin filament. The transcript has 23 exons. Bases 1559 to 6343 code for a protein of 1594 amino acids. Gene Ontology annotation, molecular function: actin filament binding; ATP binding; microfilament motor activity.
AAUCAGUUUUUUAAUUACAAGGAGAUUGAGAAAAUUGCAUGUCAAGCUGGGAUUGUUUUACAAGCCGUUAAAGAUGUAGUUCAGAGUUUAGUCGAUGAGAACCUAGUCAAUUGUGAUAAAAUAGGUAAACAAAACAUGUAAGUUUUAUGUGGAAGCAAUGGCACAAUUUUUAUAAUGGUCCUUGUAUCUAUUGAAACGGUUGCUGUUUUUUUUUCAAAUACAACGUAAAAGUUACUGGGUUCUUUCGGUAGAUAUUUUACUACAUUCACGUCGGAAGUCGGAAGCUGAAUUGUAACUUUAUGAAAUGACAAAUUUGUUUUGAUAUUUGUUACUACGUUACAUGAACCUGCGUGUGUGUGUGUGUGUGUGUUUGAAGGAAACGGAAAGAACAAUUGGAGAAAAAACGUGAUUUACUAAAAAAACAAUUAGAAUUUUUUUCUUCUUCUGAGUAUGGCUCUGAAGCAACACGCGGUGAAUUAAUAGAAAAAAUACAAUAUCUUCAAAUUAAAAAACAGAAAUUAGUACAAGAAAUCCAGUCUAAAAAAUCUCACGGAGUUGAGUCAUUAAAAGCACUAAAAUCUACGCUUGCUCAAUCCUGUGAAAUGUCGACGCGGUAUAUUUUUAUUACGUUUUCAUUAUUAAUUUUUUUUUUAGGUGGGGUGACAACAUAUAUGUUGUCCGAGCUUGGAUCAAACAACGGUUUCCCCAAAUUGCAGAAGCUGAUAUUAAUACUCAUUUUGAUAUGUACGCUUUAAAUAAAUAUUGUUUGUAUGCCAUAAGUUUUAAUCAUUUACUUUCAUCAGUCCUUCAGAUUUAUUUUAAUAAAAUACAAUACUACACAAUUAAAUAUUUUCAUGAGAACUUUUUUUAAAUGUCAUGUAUAUUGUUGGACUAUUUUUAAAAAUGUCAUGUACAAUGUUCAUUUUAUAGUCAACAAAAAAAGAUAAAUUUUGUCAAAGACUCAUACAAAGUCCAUGUUUGUAUCCAUUCACGCGUCAAUAAGAAUGAGUGUCAGAUAUUUAAAAAAAAUAAUAUUACAAGGGUUGACUAGGAAAUCCUGAUGAAGAGAAAAAUACGUCGAUUCCGUUUAAUUAUGUCUUAAACGCCACUAACCUGUUGUGAGCCACAUUCAUCUGUGAAAAAAAUAUUAGAUAAUAACGUUUUUAUUACGUCAAGUACCUGUUGGUAAUCCAUAAAGGUUAGUGUAUCAACUGCAGCCUAUCACACGCUAUAUAUAUUUUUUUUUGGGGGGUUCUAAAAUAUUAAUUACUGGCGCAUCGUUUGUAAUAUAUUUUUUGAUAAAUUCUAAAUCAUUAAAUUAAUAUUUCUAUUUCGGUUUUACCUAUUUUAUUAAAAAGAGAGAAGUUAAAGUCUUUUUUCUUGUUUUUAUACAAUUUUAUAAAAACUACAAGAGUAUUUUAUAAGUGUUGCAACUUUUUAUUGUUUUAUCCUUUUUUUCAACAAUUUUACUUCUUAAUUAUUUCUUGUUUUGUUACUUUUUAUAAUUUUCUUCUCUUUAACCUUUGAUUAGUUUUUUUUCUUUUUGAUCAUUGCAUUCAUGAGUUUGCUUUUUCAAGCUAGACGUCAUUUAUCCUCGUUACCCAAACCGGAUAAAACUUCUUCUACAAGUAAUACACCAACAUCUCAUUUAACGAGUGAUUCAGCUAACGUAAACGCUGACGUGAUGUCAAUAAGUACUACGGCCCCAUUAAGAAAAGAUGACCUGUGUCAAGAUGAGGAUUAUACAGCAUCGUAUAUAUGGGUCGAGCAUCCUACAAUCGGUUGUACUCCUGGAUUGAUUGUAGAAAGGAUGAAGGAUGGAAAUGUGAAAGCACAGUUACUGGACGGGUCUAUUCAAACAGUGGAAAAAAACACGAUUCGAUUCGUGGAUUCCAGUUGCACUACAGGUGUUGAUGAUCUGCUUCUUUUAGAACAAUUAAGCAUGGGUUCUCUGUUACAUAAUACAAAAGUUCGGUAUUUAAAAAACGAAAUUUAUACUUCUGUUGGUUCACCUAUACUAAUAUCAAUGAAUCCUUAUACAAUUCUGCCAAAAUUGUAUAGUCUUGAAACAGCUCUUUUAUAUCGUACAAGUCGCGAAAAUUUGAGUGAUUUACCUCCUCAUUUAUUUCGGGUCGCGCAAGCAUCAUUAACCAAUCUUUUUUCUUCGGAAUGUGAUCAGGCAAUAAUUAUUUCUGGAGAAAGUGGUGCUGGAAAAACGGAAGCAACCAAAAUAAUUUUGAAUUAUCUUUCAGCAUUAAAACAUUUAGAUAAAUCCCACGCGGAUCCACUAUGCACAAUCGCAACCACAAAAUUAAGUUCUUCAAGCCUUGGUUGUUCUUUUGGCGUUGAAAAUCAAAUUAUCCAAUCCAACCCUAUUUUAGAGAGUUUUGGUAAUGCUAAAACAAUACGAAACGAUAAUUCAUCUCGUUUUGGGAAAUUUACUCAAGUGUUUUUUGAUAUGCAAUCAACUGAUUUAAUAAAAGCUCAAAUUUCAAAUUAUUUAUUGGAGAAGUCUCGUAUUGUGGUGCAGCAAACUAAUGAAAGAAAUUAUCAUAUAUUUUAUCAAUUGUGUGCUGGAUACAAUUUAUUAACUGCUGAGCUUCAAAAAAAAUUAGCAUUAGAUCACGUUAAUAAAUUCAAUUAUGUUAAAGGUCACCAAGAUUUGAAAAAUCGAGAUGACCUUAAGGACUUUCAUGAAUUACUUUAUUGUUUAAAAGCAUUACACUUUACUGAGUGUGACUUUGCUGAAAUUUUCAGUCUCUUAGCUGCUAUUUUACAUUUAGGAAAUGUUCUGUUUCAUUCUUCAACUAAUGAUCCCGAUCACUUAAUUUUAGAUGAAGCAAGUGAAAAUUCAUUAACUAUAUCUUCCGACUUACUAGGUCUACCUGAGGAGGAUUUAACGCGUCUUUUGAAAUUCAAAACAAUUAAGGAUGCAUCAAGUCAGGAAGAGAUCGUUUUACCGCGAAACUCGCAUAGUUUCAUUUUUGCACGCGAUUCGUUGUGUAAAACAAUAUAUGAAAGGCUUUUUAAUUAUAUAGUUCAAAGAAUUAAUGCUGUUUUAGCUGAGAAGCUUCAAAAAAAUCCAAAUCAUACAAAAGACAAGAAUUUGACAAAUGGCACCCGGAUAGGAAGUAUUGGAUUAUUGGAUAUUUUUGGAUUUGAAGUGUUCGAUGUCAACUCUUUUGAGCAAUUAUGUAUCAAUUUCGCGAAUGAACAAUUGCAACAACAUUUCAAUUUACACGUUUUUCGAGAAGAACAAAGCUUGUAUCAAGAAGAAGGAAUAGAAUGGAACGAUAUUGAGUUUGAAGACAAUUCGUCCAUCUUGGAUGCGUUAACUCAUAAAGCACAUGGUGUCUUUGCAACCUUAGAUUCAGAAUGUUUGAUGCCCGGUGGUUGUGACUCAAACUUCCUUCAAAAGGUUUUACUUUGCGCUCAAACCAAUAAAAUUAUUUACAUGCCUCCACAAUUGAAAAGAAAAGAGCAGUUCGGUAUUGUUCAUUACGCUGGUCCCGUUCUAUACGAUGUUCAGGGAAUGGUUGACAAAAAUAGAGAUCGCGUUGAUCAAGAUUUUUUUCAUUGUUUUCAAACAAAAGGACAAACAUUAUUAAUGCAAUUAUUCGAAGAACCUAUACCAGUUAAUAUAACAGGUUUACAUGAUCGUGAGACGCAAUCAAGUGGCCGCAAAAGUGUUCCAACACCACAAAGAGGGUUCGCUCAAUGUUCCGUGAGUUUUACCUUUCGUUCGCAAUUAACUGGUCUUAUGGACGUACUCCAAUUGGCAUCAGCGUCUUAUAUUCGUUGUAUUAAACCCAACGGACAUAAAUCUCCAAAGGAUUUCGAUGCUGUUGAUAUAUUACGUCAGUACGAAUGCGCUGGAAUGCUAGAAAGUAUUCGUAUUCGAAAAACGGGUUAUGCAAUACGAUUACCUCUUUACCGAUUUUUCAUACGUUACAGAGUCCUAUUUAAUACAGGAGAAGUUUCCGCGUUUCAGUUAAACAAUUGUCGUUCAUCUCCCACUCAUUUGACAGUGACACAAUUACAAAAAAAACGAUUAGAAGAAAUUCUUUUACGCUUAGAACCUUCAUCUAGUCGUAAAACCAGACUAUGGCAAGUUGGGCAAACAAAAGUUUUUAUGAAAGAAGAAUUUCAUACACUGUUAGAAAAAAAGAGAUUAGAAGGACUAUGCAGUUGUGCUACUAAAAUAACAUCACAUUGGAAGAGUUAUUGUAAAAGACAAGAAUUUUUACUUUUAAAAGAUGUUUCAACGGGUUUACAAGCAAUAGGUUACUGUAAAUUAUUUCGGCAUCACUUUUGUACAGAUCAUGUUGCUCAACGCCAUACAGCAAGCAUAGUAAUACAACGAUGGUGGCGUCAUUAUACCUUCGAAAAAGCUGCUCGCAUCGCUCGACAUGCUGUUGAUGUCAUAUCGUCUGCAUGGUUGACAUAUCAAGAGAGAAAGAAAAAGGAACUAUUUUUUAAAGUUGAAAAGCAAAAUUUUUUAAACAAAAAUGCAUUACACCAGAAGUCUUCGCAUACUACCACGUCCAAAACGUUCAAAAAAGCAAAUCAAUCAACAUUAGAUGAUACAUCACAUAAUCCAAUACACAAAGAAAAUUUAGGAAUAAAGGUUCCAAUGACUUCAGCAGAGCUGGUGAAUGAUGCUCCUUUUUCUGUGUAUGCCUCGCACGGUUCACCCAGUUCUGAUACAUUGUCUUCUACAACUUGCUCUGAAUGUCAAAUUCUUCUAAAGCAAAUCCAAUUUCUUCAAAGAGAGUUAUAUCAGAAAGAAGCACUUGUAACACGAAAAGACAAUGAAUUACAAACACUACAAAAUCAAAAUGCAACCUUAAAGCAACAAAUAAAAAUAUUUCAAAAGGAAGCCGUACAAACACAACAUUUACUCCAAAAAACGCAAGAUACACUAGAUGAAAACAAGAUGUCUUUAAAAGGAACAAUUCAGGAACACAACGUAUACAAAACAACGUCAUCCGUAGAGUGUUUUAAAGGUAAACAGGUCGAGAACCUUAAUCCGAGUUUUGUGAAGGAAACAGAUUACAAAAAGUUGCAAGAAGAAAAAUGUGCCCUAGUAAAUCAACUGACAGCAUCUGAAGAAAAACUUCGAAAUGCAGAAGCCACUGUUGAAACAUUACGACAACUGCAGUUAUAUAAAAAAAGAAGUUAUUCCACUGAUAUUGAAGACGAACCAUUUGUUACACGCCGUGACCCUCAGCAACCAGUACCAUUACUCUUAUCACCGUUACAGACAAAUCGCUUUAACCAGUCUACUUCAUUGAGUCAAAUUGAUCACUGUGGUCAAGAACAAGAAAAAAAAAAGGAUAUCGAAUUUUCUCUUUUACAAAAGCGAACGACCCGUGGUUCUCGUAUGGAAGCAUCGUUACCCGUUGCUUAUAUUGCUUUGAAAGAGGAGACGGUAGAAGGAAGAACUUUAAGAGGUGAAAUUGAAAUUCUACAAAGUGAAAAAAAAAAGCUCGUGAAAGACAAGACAAAAUUGCAACAACAAGUUAAUAUUCUAAUAAACGACAUUGAAAAAUAUCGAGAAGAUGUUGAGCAUUUAAAAACAGUUCAGUGUUCUUUAGAGCGUUCGGAGCAAAGUAUUUCAAAUGAUAAGAGAGAACUACAAACUCGCGUGAAAAAAGCUAUGGAAGAAAAAGAAUACAUGGAACACCAUAUAAAAAAACUAUCCAACAAAAACACUUCAUUGCUGGAGCGCUUACGUCAAUUACAACUUAACCAAAAAGAAAUGGAUUUUCAAGCUCAGUUGGGUGUAGCAACAACCUGUGAUAUUGCACAACAGAAAGCUUGCACAUUACUUUUAGAGUACCAAAAAACACUUAGAGAAAAAACAUGGAGACAUUAUUCUGUAGACACGAUAGUCAAUCGGUUUCAAUCGUGUAUCACCAAACUGUUAAUGUUGUUAGCAGCGUCUCCAGAGGCCACCUUUCUUAGUGGAAACGAUCCUACAGACAACCUGAAUGUUUCUGUAAAAAAAACACCUCGCCCGCCAUUAACAUCACGUUGUUGUUACACCGCACGCAGAUAUGAAAAAACUUGCCCACAUAUUGCUGAAACGCCUCUCUUGACACAACGAAACUAUGUUGAGGAGUGUAUUCAUUCGGCACAACGACAUGCUCCACUAUACACACCGCGCUCAACUGCGUGUCCUACUGAGAGAUUUAGUAACGCGCUAGCGACAGACCGAAUGAGAAAACAUUUAUUAUGUAAUAAUGAUCGAUCUUGUCUGUUACCACAUGUUUCUCACCGUAACGCAGCACUAUCAGAGGCUUACUGCCCCCGGUGCUCUGAAACGCAUGAUGCUGUUUAAGUCAAGUUUCCCUAGAAUUUUUCAUGUAUGACGGAUAAACGCUUGGCUUCCAUAUAUAGACUUGUACAGAAAAUGUGUCUUUUAGUUCAAUCGCAAUGGAAACAUGUAUUUUCCUUCGUUUCUUUUUUUAUACCUUUUUUUUUUUUAAAUUCAAAUCCAGGACGAGGUCGUUCUCCAUUAAAUUUUCACGACGUUGCAUAUUGUAAUACAAAACGUGAAUUAAACCCGAUGCAAUUUAAUAAUAUUAUUUAGGACUUCCUGUUUUGUUCCAAAGUAAUACUCAGUUUCAUUUUAUUUUAAUUUUUAAGCGGGUAGUAAAAUGUCAACUUAAAUCUUUUGUCAUUUCGCAUGUGUUUUGAAUACUAUAGCAAUCCCUAACGUUUAAAUUAUUUUGUUUAAACUUGGUGUUAUAAAAUUUUACUUUAAUAUUAUUUUUUUAAAAUUAAAGCCCACAAAAAAAAAACCGUUCAUAAAAGUAUCGUAAUUUAAUUUAUUCGUACAACGUAAUCAUGUUGGGAAACUUUGGCUAUAUUACAUUUGCGUUUACAAAAAGCUUUAACUUCAACCAAUAAAUCAACAUUAUGUGAUUCAAAUUUAACGUUUCACUCGUAAUUGUUGGUUAAUUCCAUUUCACACAAUAAAGCCCAUCUAAGGUCCAAUUCAAAUCAUUUUAUUUUAGUUUUUAUUAAACAAACUGAUAGCAGUAAUAAUCCGUGCAUGUACCUGAGCAACUCUUUACUACUGCAGAGGAUCAACAAAUCAUGAGGUUAUUAACGCAUAAUCUUCUUUUAUGUAACAGAAAGCAAUGCUCAGGAGGUUACCCAUUAAAAAUUACUAUUACAGAUUGCCCUAAUAGUACACAUAGAGAUGAUGUUCAAAAUUAUAAUCCAGAUAUGGUGAAGAAAUUAUUAGAACGCAUUUCUUGGGAUGCGCUUAGUCAGGCCGCUUCUUCGUUGUCUAUGGCCUUACCUGUUUCUUACAGUAAUGAAGAUUUAAACGAUGAUAAUUUUUUGAUGCUUGUUUACGACACACUAAUGAAUUUUCAUGUUCUUGAAGGUAGCUUGACCUGCCCUGUUUGCGAAAGAAUUUUUCCCAUAUCGAAAGGUAUUCCAAACAUGCUUUUAAAUGACGAAGAAGUUUAAUACAUUUUAAUUUGUUACUAAUAAACAAGAACAAAGUGUCUUGAUGCCUCGAAUGUGUUCAUUUUGAUAGCAGACACUCAAAUGAAUUUUUUUUCUACCCAAAAGUUUUUAUAUUUAACCUGUAUAUUGGUACCAUUAGAACAAUUCAAAUUCAAUUUGAAACUAUUUUAU